AUGGCUGAGGCGGUAGAAAUCGCCAAGCAUCCCAGUGUUAACAGAAUAGAAGGUGUGGAACUGGCAAGCGUGUGGAGAACGGUCUUGGGAUACCCAGUGGGUUUGAUUAGGUGUCAACUAGGGAAGAUAUUGGCUCCAGUAUCCAGACCCAGUAAGGAAUGGAUUGGCACAGCAGUCAUUCCAUAUAAAGCAGGAACAUCGGAGGUUAUUCGAAGAUUGUUGAACUUAGCCAACAUUCGACUUUUCAGAAAGGAAGAAACGCUACGCUCAGUUUUGGUGCAAUUGAAAGAUCCCCUGGCGGCUGAAAGGACUAGGGACUGUGUGUACAAAAUUAACUGCAACGAUUGCGCUAAGGUUUAUAUAGGACAAGCUGCCAAGGAAUUGCACACCAGAAUUGGUGAGCAUAAAAGAAGCAUUAACAAACCACCAAGGAAUGCAGAAGAAUACCAAACGCUGGUCAAAGACUCAGCGAUGGCGGUACAUACCUUAGAAACGGGACACAGAAUAGAUCUGGAGAAUGUGGAAGUUUUAAGACGGAGAAUGCGAUUCACACCACAGCGGCUGAUAGCCGAGGCGGUGGAAAUUACCAAGCACCACAGCGUGAAUAGAAUCGAGGGUGUGGAGCUAGCGAGCGAAUUUUGUCUGGAGAUCUCUGAGGAAAUCCGAUUCAAACAACUAGAAAACCUCAACCACAAGCAAAGCAAUCACACUACUAUAUAUCAAGAACAUUUCGGAGAUGACCGCCAGGAUACUACGGCAGCAUGCCAUAAAAUUUGCCCACACACUGACCGACACGCUGCGACGAGCAUCAUAAAAACCAAAGGGGAUGAUUAA
Opisthorchis viverrini is the source of this 834-nucleotide messenger RNA. RefSeq lists its product as hypothetical. Bases 1 to 834 code for a protein of 277 amino acids. NCBI's taxonomy places the organism in Eukaryota, Metazoa, Platyhelminthes, Trematoda, Opisthorchiida, Opisthorchiidae. The record is from RefSeq and is a predicted model, not a curated record. The transcript is spliced from 4 exons.